Messenger RNA from Anopheles aquasalis, 1517 nucleotides. Its product is annotated as leucine-rich repeat transmembrane neuronal protein 2-like. Lineage: Eukaryota; Metazoa; Arthropoda; Insecta; Diptera; Culicidae. The record is from RefSeq and is a predicted model, not a curated record. Gene Ontology annotation, molecular function: protein binding.
UCUCACGCAAAGAGGUUCUGUCGCUUCCACAAUGUCCAGAUUUGGAGGCGCUGUAGUCAGUGUGCUGUUAUACAUUCUAUUCUGUAUUCGCUUGAAUGCGAGUGCCAAUGACCUCACCGCGGCUACAAGCAGUCCGAAAAGCGCAACAUGUUAUCAUGCCGGUUUCGCAGUGAUCUACGAGUGCAUUUUAAAAAAUGUCCACAUUGGAGAAACAGAGGCAAUUACGGUGGAUUACUUUACUGAUCACAAACGAGCCCACGAUGUAUCGCAUUUAACGUUUGAAAACUCAACGAUCAGCAGACUACCUAAAGCACUGCUUUCAGCAUAUCCGAAGGUUCGAGUCAUCACACUUAAAAAUCUGCAGAUAAAAUCGCUUGAGCGUGGUGCUUUCGAUCAAGGCGGACAAGUGAAGAUGGUGGAUCUGUCUUCGAACGCAAUCGCGCACCUUGAUCCGGAUGCAUUCAACGGUCUACCUUUGCUGCGAUUACUCAGCCUCAACGAAAACAACCUUACCCAUCUGCCGGUAGGUUUGUUUUCGUCCAACAAACGUCUGGUGUCGUUAACAAUGAUCAGCAACCACAUUGGUCGGAUCGAGGACAACACAUUUACCUACUCCCCGCAACAUGUUGAUUUCUACAACAACAGCAUCGAACACUUUGACCUCGAUCAAAUCGCUCAGGCAACCUCGAUCGAUGUAAGCUGCAACAGGCUCACAGAGGUCAAGAUUUCGGUACAGGUAGAGGCACUGGUGGCGUCAAAAAAUCGUAUCACGCGCAUUUUACCGAGAGGAGAAAACAAAAACCUUAAACUGCUGUUGCUUUCGCAUAACAAACUGCGCAAUAUUUCCUGGAUAUCGAUGUUCCCGGAGUUGGAAACCCUCGAUCUAGCGUACAAUGAAAUUGAAACCAUCGUUCCCGAGUACUUUCCACCGCAAACGAAGCUGGAAAAGCUGCUGCUGAACAAUAAUCGAUUGAUGAUUUUCGAUCUAACAACGGUUUCACUGGAGCAGCUCCAUGUGUUGGAUCUGUCCCACAACCUGCUAUCGUCGGUGGAGCGUAACAGUGCAUUAUUCGAUCGACUGGGCAAGCUUUACCUUCACAGCAACGGUCUCAAGACGCUGAUGCUAUCUGCCAACAACAACAUACAGGAAAUUCAAUUGGCUAAUAACGACUGGGACUGUGCGAACCUACGUCAUCUGCUCCAAGUAAUCAACGCAAGCGCUAUCUCGAGACGCGACGAAGCUUGCAAACCGGACUAUAUAAACGUUAGUGAGUUGUGCUGUAAAGAGCACGCCGCUUGAGUGAUGGCGAGGCCUACAAGUUCAGCUUGAAAGGGAUCACUCUUUUUUUUCUUUUGUUGGACAAUCAUUUGUGGGAAAGCAUUUUAAUGUUUUAAAGCUACAACCAUUUUCACCCCAAAUUAGCUAAUGCAAUAAAAACGAGUUUUUCAUUCUGUUUAUUAUCCAUUAUCUACACAUAAAGAAAAUGAAUAUGCUGUGUUGAAAAUUUUAACAAGAC